AUGGCCAGCAGCGUCGACCUCUUCAACCAAUACCCGCUCCUUCUGGACCCGACUAGCAAAGCCAUCUCGCUCGACCCCUCGUCCUCCUCGCUAUCCAGCACGCAAACCGCCGCCAUCAGCGCCGAGCUCCAAGAACUGAACCAGCUCCACCGCGCCCUCAUCAGCCUCGACCCCCCCAACAUUCCGCCGCCCCCGCUCCCUAUCAACCCCAAGCGCAGCGCGCAGAUCACCAAGCUGCGCGAGUCCGCAAACACCGCCUUCCGCAAGAACAACUACGCCGAGGCCGUGCGCCUGUACACCUACGCCAUCGACAUGGCCUUCGGCCGCCCCGGCUGGGAGCCCGUCACCCUCACCCGCGACGAGCUGGCCGGCCUGUACUCCAACCGCGCGCAGGCGUACAUGGCCCAGCAGGCCUGGCCGGAGGGUAUGCUGGACGCGAAGUGCGCCGUCGAGAGCAAGCCCCUGGGCAACGUCAAGGCAUGGUGGCGUGCGGGUAAGUGUUUGGCGGAGAUGGGACGCUGGGACGAGGCGCAGAAGUUGCUUGAGAAGGGGCUCGAGGUCGAAGGGAAGGCGAGUGAUGGCGCGAAGGAGCUGACGACGCUUUUGGACGAGGUUCACGAGGGUAUUAAGCGGUCUACGUAG
Messenger RNA from Aspergillus terreus NIH2624, 642 nucleotides. RefSeq lists its product as uncharacterized. The transcript has a single exon. Gene Ontology annotation, molecular function: protein binding. NCBI's taxonomy places the organism in Eukaryota, Fungi, Ascomycota, Eurotiomycetes, Eurotiales, Aspergillaceae. The record is from RefSeq and is a predicted model, not a curated record. Bases 1 to 642 code for a protein of 213 amino acids.